ACCUAGACACACCUACACAACAAAGAUACCCAUAUAUCCUGUAACACACCCACACACCCACACAGUGGGUCCCAUGGACGUCCAGGUCUCCUCGACUCCUAGCCUGGAGUCGGUGUCCCAGUCCAACCCCCUGGUGAGCCCUGGGGGCAGCUACCGCCCUGACGGCUGUCUGGCCCAGCAGCGCGUGGCCGUGGUGAUUCCGUUCCGAGCUCGGGAGCGCCACCUAGCGUUGCUACUCAAGCAGCUGCACCCCAUGCUCCAGAGACAGCAGGCGCACUACUCGGUCUACGUGGUCACCCAGGCUGGUAACGGGAUAUUCAACCGCGCCAAGCUGAUGAACGUGGGCUACGUGGAGGCGCUCAGAGACGCACCCUUCGACUGCUUCAUCUUCUCUGACGUCGACCUCAUCCCCCUGGAUGACCGCAACCUCUACCGAUGCGGGGAGCAGCCGCAACACCUCACAGUGGCCGUAGACAAGUUCGAUUUCAGGCUGCCGUACCUGCAGUCCUUCGGAGGGGUCUCUGCCCUGUCCAGGGCCCAGUUCAAGACAAUCAACGGCUUCUCGAAUCUCUACUGGGGCUGGGGAGGGGAGGAUGAUGACUUCUUUAGACGGACAGUGGCGAGUGGCAUGCACGUCGCCCGGCCCAGAGCGGGGAUCGGGAGGUACACGAUGGUCAAACACAAGGCCGAUGCACACAACGAGCCCAACCCCCAACGGUUUAACCUGAUCCGGCGGGCGGUUUUACGGAUGAAGUGGGACGGGCUGAAUUCUUUGCACUACUUGCUGGUGAAACGGACGAUGAGCCCCCUCUACACCAACCUCACCGUGAACAUCGGCGGGCCGCAGGGAAGCCGGCUUUGAAACAAUCCCCCAGGUCGUGCUUCCCACCCAGUCAAGCAUCUUAACGACGCUGUACCGACGUGUUCCUUGAUUAUUGUCCAUUAACCAACGUUCUAACGACACACGCUCUUGCGUGAGACUUCACCGAGCAGCUGGUUUGGAAUGUUGAGGCCGGAAUUUGAGAAUGGCCAUCGUUGGUCACAGGACGUGAGACGAUGUUCGUUAUCGAUCAGUCACUAAGCACGAGUUCAUUGGUCAACGCGUCUGAGGGCUAAGAACAUUUCACGCAAAGAACAACAGCAACUUGUUACAGAAAAAAAACUCAUUUACAAUCCAAUUGUGGAUCUGCAGGGAACAGGUUUCUUGGACUUCACAUUGUCAAAUGGUUAUUUGAGCAUGGAGCUGGUGAUUAGUCGAAACUAUCCUUCAAAGACAUUGUAGUAGCUCCAAAGUGGGUUCGUGUGUAUGUGUUUGUUCGCGAGUGGGGAACGGUGGUGCAUGGUUACUAUCCUGCUCGACGAACCCGGCAACACGAGUUUUAUUCCUGUUCACGGCCAACACCAGUGACAAUUAUCCGAGCUGAUCCUGGGCCUCAAAUAAAUUGACCGUCUUAAAUGAGUAACCUAUAUUAUAUGUAAGUAUUGCAACUUAGGAGACAAAGGUGGCCGGGCGGGGUGUUGGCCAACCGACCCCCUUGUUUGCCAUGCCGGACUUAAUAGGUGUUCAUUAACAUAGUAGAGCAAUCGAUAUCUCAAAACCGUUUAAUGAACUCUCUUGGAAUUCUCAUUCUGCUUCCUUCUUCUUGCAGUAGGGUCUGUACCAAACAGCUUUUCUAAGACCCAAUGAUGCCACUUCUCUCACAAUUUACUCCCGAGACCGCAUUUUGCUGCAAGCAGUCACCAUCAAGAGUUCGAUAUUUGAUCAUGAUCGUAGGGUUCCUAGGCAGUGCUUAUGGCGUGCGUGUGUUUUGGUGCAACUUGCUUUGUUGACUUGUACGGUAACGAGUUCAAUGCUACUUCACCACGCAAGUUAAAAUAAAACAUACACAUUUAAAGAUCCACAAUAUUGAAAAGACUGCUUGUAAAGUAUUUGUUUUAAUUACAUAAACUCAGAGGGAUUAAAACUUACCAGAAAAAAAAAAAACAGGGGCCUAAAACUAUCACUGGUGCUGCUGCCAUCCUGCUCAUCAGAAGUUCCUCCUCCUGGUGCCUCUGAGUCCUCUCCUCUCUCUCUACGCGAGCAAUGAGCUGCUCCUGUGUGAUGAUAACGCACGGGUUUACAUCAUCGUUAUUACCCAGCUGUCCUGAGCCCGUUUCUAAGUGGUAGUUGGUGUCGACUGGCCACGGGUUGUAGUUUAUGAAUCUUGAACUUCUUUCGCACCAUAUGUAGCCAAACGCGCUAAACGGAGGUGCGAGAGAA
Messenger RNA from Lethenteron reissneri (Far Eastern brook lamprey), 2260 nucleotides. RefSeq names its product beta-1,4-galactosyltransferase 2-like. Gene Ontology annotation, molecular function: galactosyltransferase activity. The record is from RefSeq and is a predicted model, not a curated record. Gene Ontology annotation, cellular component: Golgi apparatus. NCBI's taxonomy places the organism in Eukaryota, Metazoa, Chordata, Hyperoartia, Petromyzontiformes, Petromyzontidae. Gene Ontology annotation, biological process: carbohydrate metabolic process.